Messenger RNA from Nematostella vectensis (starlet sea anemone), 1128 nucleotides. Its product is annotated as N-alpha-acetyltransferase 38, NatC auxiliary subunit-like. Gene Ontology annotation, cellular component: NatC complex. The coding region runs from base 57 to 482 and encodes 141 amino acids. The transcript has 4 exons. NCBI's taxonomy places the organism in Eukaryota, Metazoa, Cnidaria, Anthozoa, Actiniaria, Edwardsiidae. The record is from RefSeq and is a predicted model, not a curated record.
GUCUACUUUGCGAUAGGCUAACGCGGGUGGGAUUGAGUAUUAUUUAGUAAAAAAAGAUGGCGGAUGAAAUAGGUGAAUUUGACAGUUUUGGGUUAGAUGCGAAAAAUGAGGAUGAUGCUGAUAAUAGAGAAAGCAUGACUGAGGGGAAUGCGAAUAGUAAUGGAGUUACCACGCACAACAGUUUAGAUGAUGUGCCAUCUGUUAUUGAAAAUGAGAAGAGUGAACAAAGAAAGGAGCUUGAAAGCUGGCUAAAUAAGCUUAUGAGGGUGAAGAUCUCAGAUGGCCGCACACUGAUUGGCUCCUUUCUUUGUACUGAUAAAGAUAGGAACAUCAUCCUAGGCUCCUGCCAGGAGUUUGUGGGCACUCCAGGUGUUGACAAGGAAGACCCCAGGAUAUUAGGCCUAGCAAUGGUUCCAGGUAGACAUAUCCAGUCAAUAGAGGUAGACAUGCACAGGCCACCUAAAUAUGGGGAGUUUGCAUAGGUAAAAUGUGUACACAGGCCACCUUAAUAUGGGGAGUUUGUAUAGUUAAAAUGUGUACACAGGCCACCUUAAUAUGGGGAGUUUGUAUAGUUAAUCAUAACACUGUGACCACUCAAUUUCAAUGGUUUACGACAAGACAGUGAAAACCUGAAAUCUAUUGCUAUUCCCAAAAACGACAAGGAUCUUGAAUUGGCAGAGGUAGCAAAACAACAAAUUUGGCUAUAAACAUAUAAUUUAUUUCAUACCACUAAGAUUGUAAGUUCUAACAGGCCAUGUUUUUUUUCCAUAAAAUAUAGCUUAAGUUAAUGUGCAUCACUUGGUAAAGUUAUGUGACUGCAGUUAGAAAAGUGUGGCUGUCUAGGGUACUUAGGGAUGUACCUACUAUAGGGAAGCUUAGAGAGUACUUCACAAUUUUUCAAGGUACAGUAUUCCAGACACAUAUGUACAUCAUAUACACAGUAUACAUAUCAUAUGACGAUUCAUAAUUGUUUUAUUGCAUAAGGUUUCAUUUACAGCAUUUUGAUACCAUUUGUAAAUACAAAAGUGUAGAGUAUAAAAUGAUUAAUCAAAAUUUUAAAAAUCUGCAGAUUAAUGAGUACAACACUUGUAUGCUACAAAAUAAAAUUAACAUGCUUUGCCUAUAAAA